This is a messenger RNA of Paraphaeosphaeria sporulosa, 2982 nucleotides long. RefSeq lists its product as uncharacterized. The transcript has 5 exons. Gene Ontology annotation, molecular function: mRNA binding. Gene Ontology annotation, biological process: nuclear division. Gene Ontology annotation, cellular component: cytoplasm; nucleus. The record is from RefSeq and is a predicted model, not a curated record. Lineage: Eukaryota; Fungi; Ascomycota; Dothideomycetes; Pleosporales; Didymosphaeriaceae. Bases 1 to 2982 code for a protein of 993 amino acids.
AUGCACAAGAUAUCCAACUUCACGGGCCAAGCUCGACACGGCUGGGAAAAGAUGGCUCCGUCCGCCGGCUUCCCGUUCUCGAGAUCCAACCACGAGAUGCCCGUCACCGCGCCCAUCAAGCGCCCGUCCACGGCCACGUCGGCGCCGCCCGUCAUCCCGCCCGGCACGCAGGUCAAUCUGUCCUUCAACGUGCCCUUUGCCUCCAACCUGGCCGGCCCCGACGUCGACGACAUCAUGUACGCCAGCCCCGGGGCCAAGGCGCGGUGGACCUUCCCGGAAGGCACGGCUGAGGGCACCCCGGUGCACAAGCUGCCCGUCCACGCUCAGAACGUCGAGAACCUGCGCCUCAUGUGCCGCGAGGUCCAGGAGCAGACCGAGGGGCGCGUGGCCGCCGCCGUCGUGUCGGCCGAGUCCAAGCCGCUACCCGGCCUGCAGCGGGGGCCGCUGCGCGCGCUCGUCACAAACGUCUGCUUGUCCGGCGAGCUGGAGAUCGUGAACCAGAUGCGGUGCAAGGUGCUCAACUCGACGCCCAUCUCACUGCGGUCGUCCUUCGUCGACAUCGACUCUGAUCUCAUCAUUGACCGCACCUCGCAGCAUGUCAAGGGCCCCGUGCUCAACCAGCUGGACCUCAUUGCGAAGACGACCAAAGCUGACAUCUUUGUGCUGAUGCCCAAGCAGCCCGACAUUGAGUCCGCCAGCUUCAACGGCAACCUCGAGACUGGCAUGGACUCGCGUCUCCGCUGCGCCAUCUACGGCGACAUGGAGACCAUGGAGCACGCGAAGACUCGCGUGCUCAUCAUGAUCGACCAGAUCCUCAAGCGAUACGUGGAUACGAUGAAGCUGGAGCUGACCAUGCAUACGCUCAUCUGCGGGCGAGGACGCAAGAACAUCAAGUUGAUCGAGUCUGCCACAGGAACCGCCAUCUACUUUCCGCCGCCAUUCCCCCGCCUUUUCGGCUAUACCCCGGCCGGCGCACAGCGUCGUCCUGAUGACUUGAUCUACAUUACUGGUGAGAACUCAGAAUGCAUCUUGAGAGCCAAGCAGCGUCUUCAUGACCUGGUCAUGUCGACCAAGGUCUUUGUAAAGCCCGUCAUGGUCACGGACACAAAGCUCGAUGCCAUUCUGCUCGAACGUCUCGACAAGGUGCGCAAGAUCAUCGAGAACAACGGGUCCUAUAUCCUCUUGCCCCCAUUGGGCAUGCAACGCGGCGUCGUCCGUGUUCAGGGCACCGAUGUUCUCCAUGUCGAGCGCACUGUGCGCGAGUUGAUGGCUCUUGCUGGCCAAUUCUACAGUGCCUCGUGGUUCAUUACUCACCCUGACCCUUCGCAGCGCCCUCCUACGGCUGCUGAUGUGCGUGCCAUGCUCUCGGAUAUCUGCAUAAACUCUGGCGCAGAAAUCAGCUUCGAGAAGCUGAACUUCCACAUCUACGGCUCCGACGAUGCUGUCAAAGCCGCAAUGAUGGUGAUCAACAACAUUCCGUUUGUGAAAAAAUCGCAGUACAACAUGAGCGUGAAGAUUGAGCUCGCCAACGAACACAAAGAGUUCGUCAGUGGCAAGAAGAACGGAAAGAUCAACAAGAUCAUGAGCCACAGCAGCGUCCAGAUUGUCUUUGAUGGCUUCAACGAGUACAACUUCUACAUCGUUGUUCGCGGUGCUCAGUAUGACGCUACCAAGAACGGUCUAGAUCUUGUCGAGCAGGAGAUGCCUGCCGCAAUCUCCUUCCACGUUCCCGACCAAUACCAUAAGCGUAUCAUUGGCAUUGGCGGUCAACACAUCCAGCGCAUCAUGAAGAAGUACUCAGUAUUUGUGAAGUUCUCUAACGCUAUGGACCGCGGGGGCUUUGGCAAGGAAGAAGAUGACAUCAAGGUUGACAACGUCAUCUGCCGUACCCCGGCUCGCAAUGCUCAGAAUCUCGAUCUGGUCAAGCAAGAAAUCAUGGACAUGGUGGAGAAGGCUGAUGCCGAGUUCGUCUCUGAGACUAUCAACAUCAACCGUUUGUACCAUCGCGAGCUCAUUGCCCGCUUGGACAAGAUCGAUGAGCUUGAGAAGAAGUUCAACUGCAAGAUCACGUUUCCAAGCACCGAAGAAGCAAGCGACAUCGUCACUGUCUCUGGCCCUGAAUACCAGGUGCCACUGGCAGUUGAUGAGUUUUUGGGUAUGGUUCCUGAGACUCACGAUCUCGCCUUCCCUGCUUCCAAGGAGCUUGGCGAACACCUGCGUUCUGCGGACUUCAAGACUGACGUUCUCGAUAAGCUCAGGGAUCAACAUGUUGUUGAAGCUCAUGUCAAAGAAACCCAGACUGAGACUGCUGAAGACGGCAAGGAACAACAGAUCGAGACACUUCACCUCAGCUUCACCAGAAACAACGCUGGUGGUCUCAAGGAUGCCCUUGACUUCUUGAUCAACAACCUCGUCAUGCACGGUCUCGAUACCAACACUAUCCGCGGAGCCCUUCCUCGACCCAAGUCUGAUUCGUUCGAGGAGUCUUUGCCCUUCUUUGAAUCCAAGCUGCUUCAGCGUGCCGAGCCACCCGUUGAUAGCACUGAUUCGCCCACUCGUUCUCACUUCGGUGAUGAAGAGCGCCCCGGCAUGUUGGAUCGUCUCCGCAAACCGGGCAGCAUGUCUUCCUUCACUUCCCUGUUCAACUCGCGCAGAAACGGGACUAACUCCCCGGGCUCUCUCUUCAAGCAUGCUUCUAGCAACGCUUCGAAAGCCUCUCUUGCCAGUCUUGAAUCCCAGGGCAGUGGCUACCGCAACCCUUGGAACGACAGCGGCAUCAACCUUGCGGACGACGAACACCAUACUAACAGUUGGCCGAUGCCAACGCCGCGAUUUGAAAGCAAGUUUCCCUUUGGGGCGUCCUCGGCGGCGCCUGGAGACGUGACGCCCCGGUAUGACCCGAGGGCGUCGGUCGACAGUGGGCGCCCCUCUACUUCUCAUUCUGCAUCUGGAUACCCGGGCCCUAUUGGCCCUCCUCGUUAA